Messenger RNA from Colletotrichum chrysophilum, 855 nucleotides. RefSeq lists its product as uncharacterized. Gene Ontology annotation, biological process: mycotoxin biosynthetic process. Bases 1 to 855 code for a protein of 284 amino acids. The record is from RefSeq and is a predicted model, not a curated record. Lineage: Eukaryota; Fungi; Ascomycota; Sordariomycetes; Glomerellales; Glomerellaceae. The transcript has 3 exons.
AUGCCUCAAUUUAGCAAGUUCAAUAUUCGCUCCAAGGACUACGAGGCGCUGCCUACGGCAGACUCAGAGAAGGACCAGCAUGGAAGCCGAUCUAGCGAAGAGUCCGACGUCCCAUUGAUGGAAAGAGAGUUGAAUGGAGCUAAGAAGAUAUCUCGAGUUCAACGAGCUUUCACGACAUUCAAAGAGGCAAUGAAGAGCCCGAUGUUCAUGAUCAGCUUCUUGCUUUUUCAAAUUGGUGUCAGCAGUCUGUUUCUUGCUUGGCAGCACUCUCACCGCUUCAACGCGAGACUGAAAGAUAUCUCGAUGCAUUCCCCGGUGCUGGAUAAAAUCGAAAUUCCCUUGGUAUUGCGUAAAAGCUACGCACAGUACGGGAUGGGCGGCCCGGAGAUCUGGCGCGCAGAACCUAGCGAAGAGGUUGACAAGGCAUGGGAACGUGUAACAGCAGAAUAUCUGUUCCCAGUCAAGGAGGCAGAUAUCAUUGCUAUGCGGAAGGACCCCUCUGUCGUUGUGCCGAUGCCCGAAAAGUACCACGUCGAUGGCGAGACAACGUAUAUGGCAAAGUCGGCGAUGUAUCACAACAUACAUUGCCUUGACUAUAUCAGAAAGGAUCCUGGUGUUUACUUGUUCCGUUGGAUGGAAGAGUUCAACCGCCCGAUUGCAGACACUAAUAUUUGGCGGAAGUGUUGGGACUUCGAGAGUGUGCUCCAAGAGCACAAUGAACUUGCUGUCAAGGAUAUGAUGGAGACCGAUGUGAGGAAGCCAAAGGGGGUAAAAACGGUACCGGCUCCGGAAGGCGUGAUGAAAAUUAUUCGGAACUACCAGAAGACUCACCCUGAUUAUAACCCCGGACAAUAG